Opisthorchis viverrini is the source of this 3364-nucleotide messenger RNA. RefSeq lists its product as hypothetical. Lineage: Eukaryota; Metazoa; Platyhelminthes; Trematoda; Opisthorchiida; Opisthorchiidae. The record is from RefSeq and is a predicted model, not a curated record. The coding region runs from base 34 to 3213 and encodes 1059 amino acids. Gene Ontology annotation, molecular function: adenylate cyclase inhibiting G protein-coupled glutamate receptor activity. The transcript is spliced from 14 exons. Gene Ontology annotation, biological process: regulation of synaptic transmission, glutamatergic; G protein-coupled glutamate receptor signaling pathway. Gene Ontology annotation, cellular component: membrane.
GCGAGCUAGGCUGUGACAAUACGUCGCUUCACAAUGCAAGUCCGCUCAUUCUUACUCCAACUGGUUGUCGUUGUUUUAUGCUGUCUGACUCAGUAUAAAUUGGUCAAACUCACUUGUGCAGUUAAAUACUGGGAACCGUUUAUUUACAAUGGUGAUGUGAUGCUUGGAGUUUUUGUACCCAUACACAGUCUUUGGGAAUCCUCGCCUAGCCAGGAACCGGAAGUGACAAUUUUGGGUUUCAAAUUCCUGGAGGCGAUUUUAUCUACUAUAGAUGCGAUAAAUUCUCGCAAAAACUAUCUGAAUUACACCCUGGGUGCGAUUGUUUUUGACUCCUUCAGUAAUGCAGAAAUCGCGCUGCGACAAUCGCUAAGCUUCAUCGGACUGAAUAUAAGCAGCUUUUGUGGUCCUGUGUGCGGACGCGUAGACCCACCCCCUGUAGAGGAGAAGCCCAUUACAGCGUUAAUCGGUCCGGCCUACAGUGACGUGUCGCUUUCGGUGGCUAGCCUGUUGAAGUUGUUUGCUGUUCCACAAGUCAGCUACUAUUCUGCUGCUCCAAAACUGAGUAUGCCUGGAAGAUAUCCGACAUUCUAUCGCACAAUACCUAGUGUCAGAGAUGCCAUAAAGACGAUAGUGCAUCUACUGGGUGUAUAUCAUUGGAACUACGUGAACGUGAUAGUAGAUAAUUCCGACUAUGGGGAGUCCAAUCACGGCGUACUGUUGGAAAUGCUCAGAAAUAGCAAUCAUACUUUAUGUAUUGACAAAAGAAUCCAGCUGAGCGAUGGUCAUACGGACAUGUGGGAGAUGGAUCAAACUAUGAGCGAGUUACUGAAUUCUUCCGCUGCAGUUAACCUGAUCUUGUGUUCCGCACAUCUUGGGGAUUUGGCCCUGAAAGCUGUGCAGAGGUGGCCACAUGAGAAGCGCGAUCGUUUCCUUUGGAUUGGCACAAACACAAUAGAACCAGAUUUUCCCAUGCUGCGGCCGAAUCAAACCGCCCAAAACGAAGGUGAACGAACGAGUUUCAAAAAUAUCAAUAAUGUACUUCUCGUCCUUCCACGCUUGCGAUAUUCGGAUGAGCUCGAAGCAUAUAGUGUGAGUCUCAACCGAUCCUACGGACAGAACACAUGGCGUGAGGAGUAUCUUAUGUGGGAAUGUUCCUGUAUUCCGAACGGAACUGUGACCACGUAUAAGGACCCGAUCGGAUGUACGGAAGAGCGAGAACAGCAGUGCGUUAGCUUGUUGAACGAUGAUGCAAUCUUCUACCUUCCGAACACAGUUAACGCUGUUCUAGCCGUAGCUGAAUCCUUGAAGAAAAUUCAGGACAGAUGUUCACGAGAUGGCCCAUGUUACCCAGACGGAUCAAUAGCAUUCCGUAAUCGCGUCUUAAAAAUCCUGGAUACCAUUUCGUUCACAGGUUUUGGAGGUGAGGAAUUUCAUUUUACUAUGGAGGGAGACGGUAAGCCGCAAUUUACAAUUCUGGCGCAUAUUGGUGGAGGAGCGUUGUGGCAUACCUUUGCUGAGUGUGAUGCGUCCACAAAAACUCCCAUUUGCAACGCCACUGGAGUUGUCGAGGAUUUGGUAACAGCCAAAUAUCCCUAUUCUCGAUGCUGCAAUCCCUGUGAAGUCGGAAGUGCAACUACGUACGAUACACAAAUUCCUUGCUGUUGGAAAUGUACGGAAUGUUCGAAGGACGCUAUUGUAGAAACAGUUGACAGAAGCAAUAACAACCAUGUGCCAAAAGCUACAGCCUGCGUUUACUGUGCACCGGGGACCCGGCCUAAUCAAAAUCAGACAAAAUGUGACGAUUUGCCUGUCGAUUUCAUGUCGAUUGCUGAUCCAUCGGCCAUCGCAAUGUGCGCGUUAUGCGUGGUGGCAAUUCUGCUUUCAUCAUUGGUGCUUGCGAUCUACCUGCAUAACUGGAAUACACCAGUGAUUCGUGCGUCCGGUCGCGAGACUACCCUAGUGCUAUUUGCCGGUAUCUUCUGUUCAUACGUAACACCAAUCAUCGUUCUGUCUCACAGACCCACAAUGUAUGUUUGUUCUUGGGCUACGAUAGCUCCUGGUUUAUGCAGUACCAUUUCCUAUGCAGCUAUCUAUGUGAGAAUCAGCCGAAUAGAUAGAAUAUUCCGAUUGGCCGCAAACCCCGUGUCUUCUGCAACGCGUUUCGUAAGCCCUGGAUCUCAGAUAUUGUUCAUGGUUCUGUUAAUUUGUGCGGACGUCCUCGUACUGGCCGUCACCAUGUCACUCUGGCCUCCGACCGUCACCCAAAUCCUAUCUGGUUCCAAUUCUUAUCUUGGACCGAGAAGAUGGGAACAGAACGGGAGUGUAAUAAUCCUCAAAGGUUUGGACACAAACCCAGUGGUCUGCUUUUCCAGUCUGUUCAUUCCACAAUUCGCUGGGAUGCUGAUUCCAAUUUUUCUCAUGCUGGUGUCUCUGCUACACGCUUACAAGAUUCGCAAAGUCCCUUGUGGAUACAAUGAAGCAAGACAGCUGGGUGUUGUCAAUUACGUCAACUUACUUUUGUUCGUUAUUGCCCCCAUUCUUAUGCUCACCUUUCGGCUGACAUCCAGGGAAUUGCUGCCUCUGAGUGGCCUUACCUUCUUGAUGGCCACAAAUCAACUGGUGGUAUUAAUAAUGCCGAAGUUGUACAUAAUAUUAUUCACACCUGAGAAAAACACCACGGGAAAUGUGCUACAACGUGAUCGCUCACAAACCCAAAUCCGGGGAGUCCACGUUAUUAACGAACUCGAUGAACGGUGGUGUGAAGGACUAUCCACAAUCAGUAGUGCACGUUGCCGCCACUCACUCGGAGGACUACACGAACUGUCAGCAGUGAACCUUGUGAGUUCUAGACUGGAGGGGCCUAAGGUGGAACUCAGCCGACAGCGGUCAAUUUCUCUUGUUCAGACACCUUGUGAAAGACAGCAUCGGGAACUUAGACCACGUUGUGUCACAACAGGGCAUACAUCCGCAAGCCAAUUACAACACGGAUGUAGGGCUGUUUCAUUUCACCUGAAUGACGAUGUGUCAAAAGCGGAUGAUGAUAGCGACCAGCAUGUGCCUUUACUGAAUGGGCGUGUGUCAAGUGAACGAACUGAGCACCAUGUACCUUUGGACGAAACCAUGUUAGGCAGCGAUGGAGCCACGAGUGACCAUUCAUCCGUUUCAAACUUAUCCUUCGAAAAGUUUCACUUCUCAUCAAAACCUCCAUCCUGACAAUUAUUUUUGCUUACUCCUGUUUUACACUUGCUUGUUUUAUCCCACCAAAUAACUCCAGUGUUUUAUUGUGAGUGCGAUCGAGUGUCCUGUGUGAUUUCCAUGCAUUGGUCUUCCAUAAAACCAAAAUAUGAUUCGACAAGCACGCCUG